Parastagonospora nodorum SN15 is the source of this 900-nucleotide messenger RNA. RefSeq lists its product as hypothetical. Gene Ontology annotation, molecular function: feruloyl esterase activity; serine-type peptidase activity. The transcript is spliced from 3 exons. Gene Ontology annotation, biological process: proteolysis. The coding region runs from base 1 to 900 and encodes 299 amino acids. Lineage: Eukaryota; Fungi; Ascomycota; Dothideomycetes; Pleosporales; Phaeosphaeriaceae. The record is from RefSeq and is a predicted model, not a curated record.
AUGACCAAUCUUUUUGUCGCCCUGCUCUUUUUCAGAGCCUUCUUUAGCUCAGUUCAUGCACUACCUCGAGAUCAUGUUGCACAGCGCUCCAGCUCUGGAUGUGGCAAGAAGCCGUUCCUUCCGGGUGUCACACAAUAUCGCUUCCUCAAGAGCAGCAAUAAAGACCGCAGCUACUCCUUCCACCUACCUAGCUCCUAUGAUGCCAGGAAGCCGUAUGCAGUCGUACUUGGCUUCCAUGGCUCCAGCAGCAUCGGCGCAUUCUUCGAGCUGGAUACCAAGUUGAGUCAAGAGAGGUAUAGCAGCAAUAAGAUCAUGAUCUAUCCGAAUGGUGUUGGAGGAAGCUGGGCAGGGCCAACGUAUCAUGAUGGCAGCACUAUCGCCGAAGACGUCCAGUUUGUACAAGAUGUUAUCGAUGAUGCGAAAGAACAGUUCUGCGUUGACGAAAACCAUUUUUUCGGCGUUGGCAUGUCCAACGGCGGGGGAUUCAUCAGCACGCUCGCCUGUGACCCUGUCGGCAGCAAACUGUUCAAGGCGGUUGCGGCGCAUUCUGGGGCAUUUUACACGGAUAUUAAUGGGCCAAGUAAUGGAUGUUCACCUGCGAAGAAAAUUCCGAUACUAGAAAUCCAUGGAGCAACCGACAAGACUGUGAAAUAUGAGGGCGGGCAGGGUGACGGUGGUCCUCAACCGGCAAUUAGCAACUGGCUGGAUUGGUGGGCGCAACGCAACUCCUGCACAGGAAAGACUGAAGAAGUCAUCGAAGAUGGCAAUGUUCAGCACUACUCAUGGUCAUGUGACGGAAUCGAGGGCUUGCUGCAACACUACAAAGUCGAAGGCCUAGAUAUCUGUGCCACAACUACCGACAGUGAUCAGAGCAAGUGUGAUCGCCAUGAAGUUCUUUGA